Molecule: messenger RNA, 3246 nt
Organism: Bombus huntii
Lineage: Eukaryota; Metazoa; Arthropoda; Insecta; Hymenoptera; Apidae
Product: short-chain dehydrogenase/reductase family 16C member 6-like
Exons: 7
Coding region: 2167-3087 (306 amino acids)
Molecular function (GO): oxidoreductase activity, acting on the CH-OH group of donors, NAD or NADP as acceptor
Source: RefSeq, a predicted model, not a curated record
CGUUACUCAGAAAAAAAGUUUCCCUAUAAAUAUUCAAAAUGUAGAAAACAGGCAAAACAAACAAGUUCUUUAAUUUUUCGUACGUACAAAGUAGAUACAAUCCUACUUUCUUCUUCUACAAGAUUUUUCAAAAUAUUUAUGACCUUAAAUUUUGAAUCAGUUGAUAGACCAUUGCGCGUACUCUGUAUGUUGCAUCCUUUCACUUCCAUAAAAAACUUAUAGAACUAGAUAAAGAUAGUAUAAUGAUCGUGCACUUAGGUGGGUACAUGUCAUUUUGGUUGACAACGUAUCGCGACGACGAAAAUCGUUAUCGAACUGUUACCGCAUUAUUGGCGAAAAAAAUAGGAAAGAAUCUUGAUCAGCUUAAAUGACAAUUGAUACGAUUAUGAUAUGAAGCCGAGAUAUGACGAUGAAAACACAAUUAUCUUCCUCGACGUAUCUGACUCUACUAUAAUAGUAGUAAUAAUAAGUAUCACAGACUUCGUUAAGAAUCACGCUGUGAUUAAUAAUUUGCUUUAUAAAAUCCAAGCAUUGUAUCUGCAUCAUACAUUUCGUGAAAUUUAAGAGAACGAUUUCAAUCGAAUUCAAUGGGAAUCGAUGGGUUUUCCUUUUGAUCUACCUGAACAAACGUUAUCGCAGAUUAAAAAGAUAUUUUCUAAAUAGAAGGUGAAGGUGAGUGUGCUAUCGGUGAUGUACAGCGAAUUCCUACAAGGAGUCCCUUUUCAAGAGACUGGAAUGAACUAUUUUAAUUGAUCGUACGAACACUUGUUUUGGCGAAAUCUUAGAUUUCAUUGCGGGAAUAUAAACUCACUGACUGUGAUGUGGUUUUCUCAGCAUGUCUCACGAAACUAUAUGAUCAGCAAAGUCAUCUGAACAGAAAUUGAAAAUAUAUAUACAGGAAAAAAAAUAUAAAUAUAUAUAUAUAUAAAAUUGCCAUCUAUUUUCAUAAAACGGCAAUUUUAGAGCGUAGAUGUCUUGGAAAACUGCAUUGUUUAUUUAAAUCGUUAGCGAAAGGAAUGACAGCAGUCGUAAAAAAUAAAGAAAACUAUACGAACAUGGCAAUAUCUUUUGUAAAUGUGAGUAACUUUUCAUUUUUCUGCAGACUGUCCUAUCAUUUUGUUCGACGUUAUAUUUCUAAUCUUGCAAGAAAAAAUAUUUAUUUUCGCUUUAUGAGUAUGUCGGAGAUGAAAUUUGAAAUUUUGGGAAGAUCCUCUAAUACUUUAGCCGUAGCAUAGCCGUAAUUAAGCAAUUGUUGUCAUUCAAUCUGAUUGUAAUUGUUGGAGAUUUGUGAUAGUGAGAUUGGGCUCGAGGCGACGCAACUGGUCGCCAAACGCAGCCACGGUCAUGGGAUGGACGUUUUGCUUGACGGAGGUGUGGAGUGGUUGUAUGGUUCUCCCUAGAAAUGUGGUUGUGGCGACAUAUGGCCUCAAGGAUCGGCCUGGCUACGUGUGAUUUUAUCUCGAAGGUGUCAAUAUAAUGGGACACACGUUGUAUUAAUAAUCAAACUCCAGGCAGAAACUGCCUAGCAACGGCGAUUGGAACUUUCUCGAUGCUCCUAACGAAUAUUUAACAAACGAACACAAUUGUAAGAGAGAAAGAUUUUCAUCAGUUUGUUAUUCGUGCGAUCGCCUUGGAAAGUUACACAUCGAGCAGUUUAUACCGAGCGUCUCAACAAUCGUAUUUCAUGCUUAAAAAGUAUUCUACGCUUAAUAAAGAGUUAUCCCGUUGACCGUGGAUUCGCUAUCGAACCCAAGAACAUUGUCAAUUGCAUCUUGCGUGUCUAAACACCACGGUUGUUCGUUAAACUUUGUAAAAGUCAUCUUUUUGUACCUGUAAAUAUAAUCUCUAUUGUACAAAACUAAUGGCUAAUUCAAACGAAGAAUUGUUACGCGCCUUAAAUUCUAACGAUAACCCGACAAGUGUAUAGCGAUAUGUUAAAAACUAGUUGUUAAUGAAAUAUGUUUCUGUAUCUUCGUUUGUUAUUCAAUAAAAUUCUUCGAAUUUGUGGCACGCGGUAUUUUCCUGUACGGGAGUGCGGUACUGCUUAGCCAAGUUAAACCAGUUGCAGAUCUGUCACGUGGAGCCGCAUCUUCUGCUAGUGCUUCCAUAAAAUUCUUCGAAGAUCACUCAGUCUUUAUGAAAUAACGCUUCAGUUACUUCUGUGCAAUGCAUCCCAUAAAAGACGAGAUGGCGAUCGUGGGCUCAAGAAUACCAUACUCUUCGUUCACCAUUUGGCUCUUUCUCAGCAUUGAAUUCGUAAUUACCAUGUUGUUAUCUAUCUUUCUGAGAAUCCUUAAGAUAUUCAAAUCACUGCUGCCGGAACCACCGAGAGAUUUGACUGGAGACGUAGUUUUGGUGGCCGGUGCUACUUCCUCUUUAGGCAGAUCUCUCGCGGCUGAAUUCGUGAAAAGCGGGUGCUCCGUUAUUUGCGUGGAUAACGAUCACAAGUUAAUCGAGGAAACAGCAUCGAGAUUGAAACAACAGCAUCUCACCACCGACGAAACCAAGCCGAGGCACACAGAGAACGAUUCUUCACGUAUAUCUGCUUACGAGUGCGAUUUCUCAAAUAGAGAUGCCAUUAAAAGAACAGCUCAAAAAGUAAAAGACGAUAUCGGAAAGAUCAACACUUUAGUGACCUGCAUUGACAAUUCGAGCGGGGACGUCUUCGACACGACCAGCAAGACUUUGAUGACUCAUUUUUGGACAGUCCUCGCGUUUCUUCCAAUGAUAUUGGAUCAAAAACGAGCCUAUAUAAUUGGAGUGACCCCAAUCGCAUCGAAUAACGACGCUUAUCAUGGUUCCAAGGCAGCUGUAAUGAGUUUCAUGGAAUGCAUGUGUCAAGAAUUGAGCCACCAUAGUAACGAUUUAACAUUUUUGGCAUUCUCUCCAAUUAGAGAAUGCAGUACGUUGAAAGAGAAUGAAGAACAAGUGGCCAAGAACAUUGUGAAAGCAGUACAGACCAAUCAGUAUAAUAUGAGCGUCAGCUGGAUAUCCAAAUCGCUGUAUCACAUAAGUUGUAUGAUCUACAACGGAAUAACCUUGCUCACAGAGUGGACCCACUUUCAUGGAUGCGAUUAUCACGCGUAAAUAUGAGCCCUCUCUCGUUUCACGCUCGACAGAAUCAUUAAAAGAAGGAUGUCUAGAAAUCGCAAUAUCACGAUCUACGAUGUUCCAAGGACAGCCUCGGAAUAAUAAUUAAGCCUUCUCUUAAUAAUUAAAAGAAAAGCAAAGCGCAUCCGUACAAAA